Molecule: messenger RNA, 441 nt
Organism: Adineta steineri
Lineage: Eukaryota; Metazoa; Rotifera; Eurotatoria; Adinetida; Adinetidae
Source: the annotation of a GenBank genome assembly
AUGCAGAGAUUAUUUUUUCGACGAUAUUUAACAAUAAAUCAUAGUAAAAAAGGAUGGCGUCGAUAUAUUGAUCAAUUGAAAGAUCGUCCAGCAUCUCAUAUAACUGCAUUUGCUAUUCUUCAUGAAGUUACAGCUAUUCUUCCAUUUCCAUUAAUUUAUUUUCCAUUAAAAUGGUUAAAUAUUGGACAAUAUCUACCUAUUCCAAUUGAAUAUAUUCAAGAGGGAAAUAAAAAAAUAAAUCGUGUUCGAACUCGAUAUGGUUUUGAACCAUUAGAUGAAUCAUCAAUGGUAUUAGUUAAUCUUUCAAUGACAUAUGCUAUUGUUAAAGUUCUUCUUCCAUUACGUAUUGGAUUAAGUUUAAUGUUAACACCGUGGUUAGCUUCAAUUAUAACUCGUUCAUUAUCAGGAUUGAAACGUUUUAAAACAAAAUUUUUUUCAUAA